Molecule: messenger RNA, 936 nt
Organism: Fonsecaea pedrosoi CBS 271.37
Lineage: Eukaryota; Fungi; Ascomycota; Eurotiomycetes; Chaetothyriales; Herpotrichiellaceae
Exons: 6
Coding region: 1-936 (311 amino acids)
Biological process (GO): polysaccharide catabolic process
Molecular function (GO): cellulase activity
Source: RefSeq, a predicted model, not a curated record
AUGGGCGUCAGGUCUCUCGUCUCAUUCGGCUUUGUCCUCAUCCCUAUCGCGGUCACCAUCAGCGUACUACUGGGCAUUCAAGCAUAUCGCGAGUCCAAAGGACUUCCCUCGAACCCCUUUAUCGACAACUCGAUCAAGUCAUCAGUAUAUUGUCAAAAGGCUUUCGGUGUCCAUCCGUUCUCAAAUGGCCAAGAAUAUACAUUAAACCCAAACCAAUGGGCACUCCCCGACGACUAUACUGGACCAGGCGCAUUGUGUAUGAAUGUUACCACUUUGAGCAAUGGCUCUUACCCGACCAAGACCACCGCCCCAGAGUGGUCGAUCACUUGGCAGUUUCCCCGUGGUCCUCCCACACAGCCCGUUCACGCAUUUUCCAAUAUCAAACUCGACUCGAAUGUGUUUCCGAUCGAGAUCUCCCAGGUCUCUGCUAUCAACUUUGAGACUGAAUGGUACUAUGGAGUUGGCGAUGAAAGACCCGAGGCUAUGAACAUCGCCGACCUGACUGCUGCUGCACUGGAUGCCAAUGUGGCAGUCGAUAUGUUUUUGGAUUCCGAUCCGGACAAGGCCACCAACGUCGAGGAAGCCAAGUACGAAGUCAUGAUUUGGCUGGGUCAAUUUGGUGCGUCGACGCAGCAGAUUGGUCUGGCAGAAGGAGCCAUCGCCACCCAGGUCGUCAACGGGACCACCUUCUCGCUCUAUUCCGGUGUCAAUGGUCUCGGCCAAAGCGUCCUUUCAUGGGUGGCUAGCGAUGCUGCGGCUGGCGUGCAAACCUUCAACGCCGAUAUAGGCCCUCUGCUGCAAGGUCUGACCGGGCUGGGAGGCCCUACUGUGAAUGACUAUCUUGGAUAUAUUGCAUUCGGUUCCGAGGCCCUUGAUUCGGCGACGAACGUCACUUUUUACAACAAGGUGCUCUCUAUGGAUGUGAUCUCUUUGUGA